CUCCUCCCCUCGGCGGGUGUGAUCGAGUGGCCUCGCCUCAUCGCCUAGCGCCCCCCUCAGCCGCCGCCGCCUCCGCCCGCCGGCCAUGUCCCCCGGCCGCCGCCGCCGCCGCCCGAGCGCGGCGCUCCAGUGGCCCCGCGCGCAGUGAACGCGGGCCCGUCUUGCCGUUCACCCGCCCCGGGGCCCCCUUGUUCUCCGCGCCGCCGCCGCCGCCAUGUUGGGUUUGGAGCUGCAGCGGAGCCGCCGCCGCCGCCGCGGGUGAGGGAGGCCGAGAGCGGAGCCCGCCCCGCCCCGGGGCCCAGGGAGCGGGGCCGCCUCGGAGCCCGGCCUCUCCCCGCCAGCCGCCUUCCCGGCCCGCUGUGCAGCCAGCGAGCCAGCGAGCCAGCGAGCGAGCAAGCACCGGACCCCGGCCGCGCCUUCAGCUACGGCCCGAGCGAGCCCGCCGCCGCCGGGCCCGGCCACAGCCUGCAGCGGAGCCCACGAGAGGCAGCGCCAUGGCGGAGCAGACCUACUCGUGGGCCUAUUCCCUGGUGGAUUCCAGUCAAGUGUCUACAUUUCUGAUUUCCAUUCUUCUUAUAGUCUAUGGUAGUUUCAGGUCCCUUAAUAUGGACUUUGAAAAUCAAGAUAAGGAGAAAGACAGUAAUAGUUCUUCUGGGUCUUUCAAUGGCAACAGCACCAAUAAUAGCAUCCAAACAAUUGACUCUACCCAGGCUCUGUUCCUUCCAAUUGGAGCAUCUGUCUCUCUUUUAGUAAUGUUCUUCUUCUUUGACUCAGUUCAAGUAGUUUUUACAAUAUGUACAGCAGUUCUUGCAACGAUAGCUUUUGCUUUUCUUCUCCUCCCGAUGUGCCAGUAUUUAACAAGACCCUGCUCACCUCAGAACAAGAUUUCCUUUGGUUGCUGUGGACGUUUCACUGCUGCUGAGUUGCUGUCAUUCUCUCUGUCUGUCAUGCUCGUCCUCAUCUGGGUUCUCACUGGCCAUUGGCUUCUCAUGGAUGCACUGGCCAUGGGCCUCUGUGUCGCCAUGAUCGCCUUCGUCCGCCUGCCGAGCCUCAAGGUCUCCUGCCUGCUUCUCUCAGGGCUUCUCAUCUAUGAUGUCUUUUGGGUAUUUUUCUCAGCCUACAUCUUCAAUAGCAAUGUCAUGGUGAAGGUGGCCACUCAGCCGGCUGACAAUCCCCUUGACGUUCUAUCCCGGAAGCUCCACCUGGGGCCCAAUGUUGGGCGUGAUGUUCCUCGCCUGUCUCUGCCUGGAAAACUGGUCUUCCCAAGCUCCACUGGCAGCCACUUCUCCAUGUUGGGCAUCGGAGACAUCGUUAUGCCUGGUCUCCUACUAUGCUUUGUCCUUCGCUAUGACAACUACAAAAAACAAGCCAGUGGGGACUCCUGUGGGGCCCCUGGACCUGCCAACAUCUCUGGGCGCAUGCAGAAGGUCUCCUACUUUCACUGCACCCUCAUCGGAUACUUUGUAGGCCUGCUCACUGCUACUGUGGCGUCUCGCAUUCACCGGGCCGCCCAGCCCGCCCUUCUCUAUUUGGUGCCAUUUACUUUAUUGCCACUCCUCACGAUGGCCUAUUUAAAGGGCGACCUCCGGCGGAUGUGGUCUGAGCCUUUCCACUCCAAGUCCAGCAGCUCCCGGUUCCUGGAAGUAUGAUGGAUCACGUGGAAAGUGACCAGAUGGCCAUCAUAGUCCUUUUCUCUCCACUCAUGGUUUGUUUCCUCUUAGAGCUGGCCUGGUACUCAGAAAUGUACCUGUGUUUAAGGAACUGCCGUGUGACUGGAUUUGGCAUUUAAAGGGAGCUCGUUUGUAGGAGAGAGGUGCUGGAGCCAUGUUUGGUUCCUUCUCUUCCUGCGGAUGUAGAGGUGGGGCCCCUUCCAAGAGGGACAGGCCUCUCCCCGGCGCGCCUUCCUUUCACGUUUUUAUGGAUCUGCACCAGACUGUUACCUUGUGGGGGAGAUGGAGAUUUGACUGUUUAAAAACUGAAAACAGCGAGGAGUCUUUCUAGAACUUUUGAACACUAAAAGGAUGAAAAAAAUUAGUAAACCGAAGUUUCUUCAGUGACCCCUCGAGAACUUUGGGACCAGUUUCCUAUGGGGGACUCAGUUUCAGAGAACUGAGACAGAAGCUCUUCUGUCAUUAUAUUCUUCUUUCCUUUUUUUGGAUUUAUUAAAUAUUUUCUGUGGUGUGAAGUGACUUAUUAAAUCCACAGACAUUGAGUGACUUCUUACAACAUCCGCAUAAGAAUUUGUUGUAGUGAGUUCAUGUCCACCCAGAUGUGUUGGCAGUGAACAAGGGCACGGUUUUUAUACAUACGUACAUAUAUAUAUAUACACACACACAUAGAUAUAUAUGAAUAAACAAAAAUGAAAUCCUGCUAAGAUCACGCUGUGUAGCUGACAGGGGCUUGCUGUCGUUUUGAGCAUGUCGAGCAGUUUCCUGUGGCUUCCUUGUAUAUGGAUAAGCUGCUGUCCUUCCCCUUCACGACUGACCCCGCAGUUACAAACCAGUAGAGCAUUUGUGCUGAUUGAUAGACUCAUGAACUUUAGGAGCCCGCCCUUGGUUUUGAUCAGUGUAGCAAAUUAGGGAUGAAGAGUUCAAACCUUUUGGCCCUUUCUUUCUUUUCUAGGCUUCUCCCUCGCAGGGUGUUCCGUAGUUUCUUCUCAAGCCAAUGCAUGUAUUAUAGCAGCAGGUGUCUUUGUGCUUUCUCAUCAUAGUAAUGUACUACUUGUAAAUACAUUUUUCUAUUUUCUAUUUUUUUGUAUUUUUUUUUUGACAUUUUGUUUCAUUGGUGUGCUGUAUAUUUUCCAUGCCCUCACUCCUUUAAGAAAAAAAAAAAAAAAAAAGGAAAAAAGCAA
Molecule: messenger RNA, 2851 nt
Organism: Pongo pygmaeus (Bornean orangutan)
Lineage: Eukaryota; Metazoa; Chordata; Mammalia; Primates; Hominidae
Gene: SPPL3
Product: signal peptide peptidase like 3
Exons: 11
Coding region: 495-1649 (384 amino acids)
Biological process (GO): membrane protein proteolysis
Cellular component (GO): Golgi-associated vesicle membrane; lumenal side of endoplasmic reticulum membrane; cytoplasmic side of endoplasmic reticulum membrane
Molecular function (GO): aspartic endopeptidase activity, intramembrane cleaving
Source: RefSeq, a predicted model, not a curated record